AACAGCGCGAUAUUUUUUUUCUUUUAAUCGCACAUUUCACAGCUGUGGCAAGAGUGUGUGAUUGCUGAGAUACUAACGUUAACAUCACAAUUGCAUCGCAAUUAUGUCUACAAAAAAACUGGCGAUGAAAUUAGGAUUAUUGAGGAAACGGAGCAAAACUCCAUCUGAGGCAAAGAAAUCUUUGAUAUCUAAUCAGAUAUUUUCAUACUUGAUUGUGAUUGACUUUGAGUCCACUUGCUGGAAAGAAAGAAAUAACAGUCAAGAAAUUAUUGAGUUUCCUGCUGUUCUGCUGAACACAUCAACUGGGGAAGUUGAGUCUGAGUUUCACGCCUACGUUCAGCCCCAGGAACAUCCCAUUCUCUCUGAGUUCUGCACUGAACUCACAGGGAUCACACAGGACCAAGUUGAAGCAGGUCUCCCCCUUCACAUAUGUCUGUCACGGUUCAACCGGUGGCUCCAAAGACUGCGGCUCGAGUUGGGAGUGGUGUUUCCAGACAAACUGCAGACAUACUCGGCCCCUUUACCCUCUCAGAAACUUAGUACCUUCCUUACGUGGUCAGACUGGGAUCUUGGAGUUUGUUUGCAGUAUGAGUGUAAACGCAAACAGCUUCAUAAACCUGAUGUUCUGAAUAGCUGGAUUGACCUCAGAAGCACAUACAGGCUUUUUUACAACAGGAAACCCAGAGGUCUGAAUGGGGCUCUUCAGGAUCUAGGGAUACAGUUUGCUGGGAGAGAGCAUUCUGGUUUGGAUGAUGCCCGAAACACAGCUGGGCUAGCAGCAAGGAUGAUGAGGGAUGGGUGUGUGAUGAGGAUCACUCGGAGCCUGGAGCGGACCCCAGCGGUGGUUAGUGCCCCGUUGAGAAACUCGACCCAUUCUGCAGACACCAAAGAAAAAAAGACCAUUGAUGAAAAGGGAAAUGGCCUCGCUUCCAACAAACCCAUAUCAUCCAAAAAUCCCCUCAAAGCUCCUCAAAAGCAGUCGCAUCCAAAGGACAUUACUUCAGACACUACGGGACAUUUACAUCCAGGUCAUGGAUCAGUUAAAAUGUGUCAAAGCAUCAUUUCCCCAAAGACGCUGCUGAGUAACAUGACGAACAACACCGCAUCAGUAACAGGAAAUGCUUCAUCCAUAGUCGUGACAAAUUCUACCUGGCCACACAAUAGCAGCACUAGUGUUCUGUGUUCGACCACCACCAGCUGCUUUUCAAAUCUACCUCAACCAAACCAGGACUCCCAGACGGGACUUUGGGAUGAAGAGGAGGAUGCAGAACUUCUAGUGGAAACAGAGGAGCGGUGUGGUUCAUAUGAUGAUGUGGCGUUGGCAGGUGACGAUGGUCUCGAUGAAACAGAGCGUGAAUGUGACACUGAGUAUGUAUCAGAUCUAGACAGCGGACGUUACGAGUGGGGGGAGCCACAUCUUUUACCUUCAGAAAAAGGUCUUGUCACAUUGGAGUGCAAGUUGAGAGAAACGCGGAACUCUGGACACAACGCCCAAAUGCAAAAGAUUACAUGUGACUCAUCGAUGACUUGCAAAUCUAUAAAAGGUGUUUCUAAUGACAAAAGUUCUGAAUCAUGUUUUGCUCUGCCCAAAGCUGUUAACUGGGAUCGAUACAAAACAGGACUCCUAAACUUCCCUCAACUACUUGGGCAGCAUAAAAACAAGACAAAUGUGCUCUCUCCACUCGGAUCUAAACGGUGCGUCUCAGAAAAGACUUCCGGCUCAUGCGCCAUCACUACGAGGCUCAAACCGAUCACCGUGAAACACACAGAGGCUCUGAAGUCAUCGUUUACCAUCUACACUGAGCCAACGAGGCGGUCUGCAGGGGUUUCCUGUCCCUCUUCAUCCGUCUCUCUGCAUAACCCCAACACUGUCCCCUCCAGUCUGUCAGCCAACACAGUCUCCUCCUGGGCCCGCCGCUCCAGUGCUUCAGCCGCAGCGAAAGGACCACCAAAGAUCACCUCCCCGCUGUGUUCAUGUGGUCGUCGCGCAAAACGGCAGCUUGUAUCAAACGGGGGCCCAAAUCAGGGGCGGGGGUUUUUCUGCUGUCCAGUCCGCCGCUCAGGUGGCAGAGGCCGGAUGCAAAAAGGGUGUGAAUUUUUCAAGUGGGAGUCGACUCUGAUCAAGAGUAGUUCAAGAGCUGGUCCUGCCGUGGGGGCCUCUAUGUCGCUCUGUCAGAUCAACUCCACCUUCUCCCACCCUCCACCCAACAGGCCACAGCUGCGAAAAAGCUACUGACCGGCUGGAGAAGCACCCGCACGUCCAGCAUACCUGGAUCACAGUGAUGCUGUGAUGCUUUCAGCUCCAGUUAUCUUGGUGGUCAGUUCUGAUGCCUGGUGUCUGGAAGGUUCCUGGUUCAGCUGUUCUGUGUGGAGUUUCUUAGUUUCAUGUAUUUGAGAGUCACCCCUUAGGCACCUUAGAGACAACUUCUGUUGUAAUAGACGCUAUAUAAAUUGAAUUGAAUCCUUCUUGAAGUAAAAGCUGUGAAAUGUUUAUGUAAUAACUGCUCGGGGGUCAUGUUCUGGGUAUGGGUCUCUGGAAAGCGUCUUGAGACAACUUUUGUUGUAUUAGACGCUAUAUAAAUAAAAUUGAAUUGAAUUGAAAUGAUUGACUUUAUUUAUUGAUAUUGUAAA
Cololabis saira (Pacific saury) is the source of this 2631-nucleotide messenger RNA. It is a transcript of the gene eri2, whose product is annotated as ERI1 exoribonuclease family member 2. The transcript has 9 exons. Gene Ontology annotation, molecular function: nucleic acid binding; zinc ion binding; 3'-5'-RNA exonuclease activity. The coding region runs from base 104 to 2236 and encodes 710 amino acids. The record is from RefSeq and is a predicted model, not a curated record. NCBI's taxonomy places the organism in Eukaryota, Metazoa, Chordata, Actinopteri, Beloniformes, Belonidae. Gene Ontology annotation, biological process: exonucleolytic trimming to generate mature 3'-end of 5.8S rRNA from tricistronic rRNA transcript (SSU-rRNA, 5.8S rRNA, LSU-rRNA).